Molecule: messenger RNA, 2726 nt
Organism: Linum trigynum
Lineage: Eukaryota; Viridiplantae; Streptophyta; Magnoliopsida; Malpighiales; Linaceae
Source: the annotation of a GenBank genome assembly
CCGAUCUACCUCGAAUCAGGCCGGAUCGAACGCCACGCCUAAUCUAAAUGCUAAAUGGCUAAAUCACAGCAGCGUAGAGACGGCAAAAAUCCGUCAAGUUGGAACUCGGAACUAACUCGGACUCUCUCUCUCCUUCCUUCUCCUACUAGAUUCCUCUCUCUACUUCACCGCCACUUCCCCGCACCCCAACGCAAUUCCAUUUUCUCGCCGCUUCCCCCAAUUUCCACCUCCCCGCCGGCGAUUCACCGCCAUAAGCCAUGGAACCAGCCACCGGCUACCCCGUCCCUCCCAAUCAACAGCGCCCCAACGGCUAUCCUCCUCCAACCGGCACCGCCUAUCCCUACCAAGCUCCGCCGCAGCCUUCCAAUCCCUACUACUACAACAACCCUAGCAACGGGCAGGGCCCCAUCUACACCCAGGCCCGGCCCGCUCUCUACCGCCGAUUAAUCAUGGUCUUCAUCGUCAUCACCGUCAUCUUCUUCACCGCGCUCUUCAUCAGCUGGAUCGUAAUCCGCCCGCGCGUCCCCGAGUUCCGCCUCACUAACUUCACUCUCUCCGGAUUCAAUUCCUCCGGCCACCAGCUCUCCGGGACCUGGGCGGCGCGGUUCGAGGUCUACAAUCCGAACAAGAAGAUGGACAUCGAGUACGACGUGAUUCAGGCCUCGGUGCUCUACCAGAAGGUGUUCCUCACGGAGAAUCGGCUCCAGCCGUUCGUCCAGGUUCACAAGAAUCUGACGGUGAUGGAGACGCAGUUCUCGAUCAUCAACACUUUCGUCGACCAGUCGGUGACCGACGCGGUCGACGAGGAGAGGAGGAAGCACGGCUCCGUGACUUUCAAUUUGAAGGUGGUGGCUGGUGUUGGAUUUAAGUAUGGCAAGCUGAGAGCCAGGCGGCGUCUGCUUAAGGUGUACUGCUUCGAUCUCAAUAUGCGUCUCGCCGGGAAUGGUGGCUCUGGGAACUUGACCGGAGCUCCCAAGCGCUGCAUCGUGUACUCUUAAGAGUAAGAAUUUGGGCUUUGGGGGGGGGGGGUUUGGAUCUCAUCUGCUUGUUUUUUAUGAUCUGCUGAUUUGUCUAGUAUGCAAUCUUCAUGAAGAGAAGAUUUGAGGAUGGGGUAGAUGAUGUACAUGAAAUCUCUUUAGGGCGUUUGAGUAUUGUUAUAGUAGAUUUCAUUAGGUUGUGAUGCGAUUAUCAUUUGGUUUGUUUCAUUGCCAAUGGCGUAGUUGGUGGUUCGUGAAAUGUUCAAUUCUUUUUGCCUGGUUGAUCUCUUUCUGUUGCCUUGCUUCUGUGCUGAGGAUAAAUAUCAAAGACCUUGUUCACGAGGCACUUAAGAGUAAAACACUUAGUAGAUCUUCCCCGCCUUUAGUCUUUAUCUUGCGCUUCGAUUAUCUGUUGUUAUUUAUCUCCUGCUUUGCCGAGUUUGUUAAAGAUUAUGUAAUCCUGUGCUUCAAUGCUGUUGAGAAAUUGUUUAAAGCUUGCAUUGUCUGCGACAUGGUUGAUUAUAUUUGCUUGGUCGUUCAUGAGUGAACUCACAGUUUCUGAGCCAUCAUUUUGCUUGGAAUUUGAUGCAUCAUGAUGUCUGUGUUAACAGAACUAGCUGAUUGAGUGGAUUGUACAGCCUUUGGCACAUAGAAUCAGGGUUUGUUCUCAAUUGCGGGGUUCUUGCAAACAACGAGUUGUCAGAGGUUCGUUUGAUAUUAAAAGUAAUCGAUGUGGUGAACACAGAGACUUAUGUUGUAGAAAAUUGAAGCAUUUGUGUAGGAUUGUCUUUGACGAGUUUGCUAGUUCUGAGUUUUGAGUAACUUGGGCUCGUAUCAAUUCGUCGGAUUGAUUUAGUUAUUCAUAAGCCACCUGAUUUCUGGUGGGAAACAUGCUCUAUCAUAUUGAGAAAUGUAGCUGAUGCUUGUUUGUGCUUUCGUUUUUUAGAGAGCUUGUAUCUAUGUUCUAGUAUAGUAUCUUGUGGAGGGAAAAGUUAUUCUUUGUUUUGUAAGCUCUUGUAGUUUGAUUCCAACUAUUGGAGUUGCAGUUCAUGAGCUUAAUUUUAGCAUAACUUUACUUGAUUCAAUGAUGUGUUGAUACCAUAUCGUCACCAACUUACUGCCUCAGAUUCCAUAUCCUGUCUUAUUUUUUGCAGAGAGUGGUUUAGUAACUUUGACUUAAUUGUGGAUGCAUGUUUUGUGUGGAAUCACCUCUCCUGAUUCAUCGAUGUAUUGCUUGCUUCUCGAUCUGCUGUCAAUAAUAGCAACGAUUUCGCGGGUAGCGCCCUAAGAGGAAGGUCGAGCUUGCCAUCUUCGUUUUGCUCCCUGCAGAAUGGAAAUGAAAAAUGUCGUCGUCGUCAGCUCUGCAGAACCAGAAACCAUAAGUGGUGGAGGAGGAAUCUCAUACUCUGCUCUUUGCCUCUUUCGACCGGCUUUAGCAUCCACAAUACGUAUCUAUCUUAAAUGAAUCAAGUGGCCGGCCGGCGCACAUUUACAUUAUAUAGAACCCGUCGCGUUUCCUUUUCGGUUUUCAUAUCCAGUGUCCUCUCUAUAACCUAUUUUUAUCAGCAUUCAACGUUCCAAAAAAUUUGUCCCCUUGAAUUGUUGUCAGGGCAGUACGAUCGUAAUUGUCGAUAGGUACUUCAAAGGAAAUUUGCAAUGUACAGAAUCCGACAUAAGAGUGAAUGGAAAAUCGAACUAAGCUAGCUAUUAUAUUAAUAUGGAUAAGUCUAUUAAACACCGAUUCGGGCU